AUAAUUAUGUUGAUGUAUACGAAAUGAGCAAUUUUUUUAUUUUGUUUUGGUUCUGGCUAAUUGAAACAUUCCUGAUUGUUAAUUGUAAAAAUGUUUUUUUAUGGACAUUGUUCUAUCGUUGUUUGCAACAGCGACAAAUUGGCUUGCGGUAACUAAGUGAAUUGAAUUGAAGUGAAAAGAGAGAAAAAAAUUCUCAAAACUUGAACUUCAUCAUCAUCAUCAUCGACUACGACGUUUUUCAACAUAUACAACACAUCCUAUGCUGUAGUAUAUAUCAACCAGAGCGAAACAAAAAACUUUCCACGCGCAUACACUAACCAGAAAAAAAAACCAAAGACAAAAAAAAACAACAUCGUAAUCAAACAAUAACAACAACAACCGAAUGAAAGAAAAAAAACCAAACAAAGCUUAUGGACAACCACCAGAAGAAGGAAAAAGUCAAAAAAAAAAAACUCGUUGAUAUCAUCAUCGUCAUCAUGAACAAAAAAAAUGUGAUUGGCUAAAAUAGAAAAAGAAUAAGAACAAAAAGUCUACAUUGUCAAGAUUUUUAUUCUCAACAUCAUCAACAACAACAAAAAUUGCCAUAUACUCUACGUGUUUUUUUUUGGUGUAGUUAUAUCUGGCUGAUUGUAAAUAUUUUUGAUUUGUGGUGGGCUCAUUUUCCAAAAUAAAACUACACACACACACACACACACACCAUCAACAAUCGAUAAACACACACACAAUUGAUCUAUGAGCCAAAACUUUUUUUUUUUUUUUGCCCCCUAAUCUUCUCUUUUUUUUUUGGAUGAUAAUCCAUGAUUCACACGUUUUGAUAUAUGUAGUUUGUUUGUGUGUGUGUGUGUCGUGAAUUUUUAUUUUUUUCCCAUUACAUUUCAGAUUGAAAAUAUUGCUUGAUGUGAGAUCACAUUAUGGAUUUUAGUACAAAAAGUUUAAAAAAUCUUGUAUCAGAUGUGACUACUGUUUUCACUCGUGCUAAACAGUAUGCAGAAGAAACAAUUGGUACGGCUGAACGUACUGAAUUGGAUUCAGAAUAUGAACAGCUGGCUGAACGUGCUGAUUGUUAUAGACAAUGGACUGAAAGAAUUGUAUCGAAAUUAGAGGCUGUUAUACAACCAAAUCCAAAUAUGAGAUAUGGUGAAAUGUUGAUUGAACGAACAAUGGGUUCAAAUACUGAAUUGAUCAAAUCACGUGAUAAUCGUUUACGUAAUCUUGAUUAUUUGGGCAAUGAUAUGAUUGAUGCUGGUAUUGCAUUUGGUCCAUCAACAUUAUAUGGUUCAGCAUUGGUCAAAGUGGGUAAACAUCAGACUGAAUUGGGACAAGCAGAAAAAGAUUUCGUACAAAAUGCUUAUCGUACUAUAAUCAUUCCAUUGAGAAAAUUUCUAGAUGAAGAUAUGAAAACAAUUGCAAAAGAACGUAAAGUUCUUGAAACAAAACGGCUUGAUUUAGAUGUAGCCAAAAAUCGUCUUCGUAAAGCUAAAAGUCAAGAUAGUCAAAAUAAUCCAAAACUUAAACCAGAAAUGAUUGAAAAUGAGAUCGAAGAGGCUGAACGUGAUCUCAAACAUUGUCAAGAAGAAUUUGAUAGACAGAUUGAAAUAACAAAAUUGUUGCUUGAAGGUAUCACCAGUGCUCAGGCAAAUCAUGUACGUUGUUUGAAUGAUUUCGCUCAAUGUCAAAUUGAAUAUUAUCAUCAAUGUUUUCGUCAUAUGGCUAAUUUACAACGAGAAAUAAAUCAACCACCACCACCACCACCAUCAUCCACAUUGAAUGAUCAAUCACUUCCCAACGGUGGUGGUGGUGGUGAUGGCGGUGCUACAUUAAAAGAUUCAAACAAUCCGGCUACUAUAAAAAUGACAUCUAAUCAUCAUCAUCAUAAAAUGAGAACAACAUCCAAUAAUUCUGCUGCUACUGCUAUGGAAGCAAUUGAUUUAAUUCAUCAUACAAAUAUCGAUAACAAUUCCACAACGGUUCCAAUGGAUUUAAGUUCAUCAUCAUCAUCAACAACAACAACAACAACAUCAACAAUCAAUAAAAGACGUGCAAAAUGUUUAAAUAAUUAUCAAGCACAAUCUAAUGAUGAACUUUCAUUAUUAGCCGAUGAAAUUAUUUUCGUCACAUUGAUUGAUCAUAAAAAUCAACAACAACAACAAUCAAUCGAUGAUACAAGCGAUUGGAUGUAUGGUGAACGUCUUAGUGAUGGUCGAAAAGGAAAAGUUCCUGUUGCUUAUUUGGAAAUUUUGAACUAAAAAAAAUUUUCAUUGAAUUUGAUCAUUUUUCAUGUUGUUGUCAUGUGUGUUUUGAUUUUUCUUUUCUUUUUGUUGCAGUUGACAUUUAUUUACACUACAAAUUAUUAUUAUUCAUCAUUUUAUUUUGUACAUAUGGAUUGUCUUUCAUUAAUUAUAAAAGAAUGAUUUUUUGCGAAAAUGAAAA
Molecule: messenger RNA, 2430 nt
Organism: Dermatophagoides farinae (American house dust mite)
Lineage: Eukaryota; Metazoa; Arthropoda; Arachnida; Sarcoptiformes; Pyroglyphidae
Source: RefSeq, a predicted model, not a curated record